AGACGAAAACAGAGGGCCAUAGCAGUGGAACGCACACAGACCACGACAAUCAGGAGCGCGUUCUAGAGGAUGAGCGCUUUGCUGCGUACUAAUUUCGUGACUUCAUGCAGUAACCCCCCGUGCAUCGAACACAAAUCAGAAUGAUGGCUAAGCUGUCCCUUUUCAAGGCAACCAGCAGCAUGAUCAGCAACACCGAAGAGUUCAUCUGUCCCAUUUGCCUGGAGAUUUUUCAGAAGCCCGUCACGAUCAGCUGCGGCCACACUUUUUGCAGUGGCUGCCUGGCCCAGUGCAAGCUAGAUGAUCCCAAGUGCCCACUUUGCCGUUCCACCUUUGAUCCCAGCAAGACAGUGCGGGCCAAGGACCUUGCCAAGAACAUUUCUUCACUCAAGGCUGCCUGCUCAGGCUGUAGGAAAGUGCUCUCACUGUCGAAACUGCGGGCCCACCACAGCAGCUGCUCAGAUGAAAUGGAGGGUGCUGCAGCCGCGCCUCCAGUGUAUCAGCCCCCACACAGUCAGUCAUCUGGCAAGGAAAACCGGUUCACCUUUCCUUGCCCCUACUGUGAUGUGGACAACCUGGAUCUUGCUGCCCUAAGGGACCACUGCAAUGCAAACCACUACAACAGUCCGCACUCUGUGGUGUGCCCAGUGUGUGCAUCCAUGCCAUGGGGGAAUCCUCACCAGAAAUCCAUCAAUUUUCUAAGUCACCUCAACCUCAGGCACCGCUUUGAGUAUGACACUUACGUGGACUAUGGCAUUGAUGAUGACGAUGCCCUGCAGCAGGCCCUGGAAGCUUCCCUGAAGGAGAAAUAAAGGCCAAAGUGGCAUUCCAGCUGUUUUGAAAGACAUGGCUUUCCUAUGCUUUUUUUUUUUUUUUUUUUUUGUACCAGUCAUGUACAGCAUAAGAGAAAGAAGUCCUUCUCUACAGAUCCUGGGUGCCACUUCUUUCUACUAUUGCAGUUUUUAAAUAUAGGUUUUUGUUGCUGCAGGAACAGCAUCAUAUCUUAGCAAUGUUAGCAGUGUUUCAGAGAUGUGAGGUUGACCUAGGAUCUUGUUUGGAAAUAGCAUCUUGCUUUCUUUUUAUUAAAGGGUUUGUUCAGUACAACUGAAGAUUUGUUGGCAAAACUGUUUUAACUCAUUUGUGGUGUGUCUGUUGAACCACCAACAAGUGGCAAGGAGGAAUAGAGGGGGCUAAUGGCAUGUUUUAAAGGUAUUUUUAUGCAUAAAUAGUUUCAUACAUCUGACUAUAAACUGCCUUAUAAUUGUAUGGUGCACAUAAGGACAAAGUUCCAUUGUGCAUUCUUGCAGCCUUCUCUGCCAAUCUGUUUUUUUUAACCAUCCAUCUAGGACUGAGUUGUCAAUAUAAAGAUGUACAGUGAAACCUCGGUGAUACGAUCACAGCUCAUACGAAUUUCGGGGUGAUACAAAUUUUUCGUUGGUCCCGGCCAAGGCCCAUUGGCCUGCAAUAUAAUAAAGUACGGUUGUUGCGAACCGAUUUUCACCCAGCGACGUUUGAUACGAACGUACGCUAUCGCCCAGGUACGAAGAGGUGCUGUCGCGAAGACGCGCCAGGCACGUGCAGCGCGGGAACGCAAGCGUGGGCAUGCGCGCCGCACCGCCAAAUCGCCAGAAUCGCGGUUUAAGAAAAACACUCCUCUAAAGGUGGACGAGGACCGAAAGAAGGCGAGGGCGGUCUUGGUGAAAAAGUCAGGCCUCACAAUGUCAACAUGCGCAACCGUUGAGGUCGCACUUGUGCGGGCACGGUUGUAAAUCUCCCAAAACACAUCCCCAACACCUACGCGAUAACAAAAUCAUAACACAGGACCGUGGUUCCUAAGACUCCGGUGUCAUGCAAAAAACACACUAAAAAUUUGGAAGGGGCUACUGCUGUCGCGGGUCACAACGCACCUGGUUCAUAAAUUAAAUGCAUAAAAUCAUUCAGGAUUCUUCCCGACGUUUGCUGCUGCCCUGAAAAACAAUAAAUGAAAAUUUACGCCAGCUUUCUUUUGUCGCAUGCUAAUUUUCCAUGCUUUCUGGUGAUACGAAUUUCGGAUUAUACGAAUAUUUUUUGUGGUCCCAUGAGAUUCGUAUCAAUGAGGUUUCACUGUAUUUUACUUUGCAUCACAAGUGUAUCUUGGUCAAUUGUCGGUCCCUUUUUGACCUGGACAAGAGAAUACAAGACAGGGAGGAAGUCUCUGUGCCCCGUUGUCUGGGUACUUUGCGAGCCGUGCAUAUCAUUGACUAAAGUACAGUCUUGCUCUGCAGACAUGUGAAUCCUGGCACUCCAUGUCCACCCACUCACAAAUGUGCCAGCUGUAAAUGUAGAUAUGCAUGUUGCUGUUUUCUGUGUUGCUCACAAGAAUGAUUUGUAUUCCUUGAAACUUUUGCAACACAUUUUGGCAAGUAUGAAAAACAUGGUCAAGUGUGGCCAUACUGUGCAUCGUCGUUAUUUGCUAAUCUUAGAAAUGCACCCGGUGUUUGGAGUAAUAUCUCCGGUCAAGUAAUUGACAGCAUGCUAAUAGUAUGUGUGGGAUGUCCUUAUAAAGGGCAUGCUACAGCAAUCUGAUGUCAAGUGUGUCAUCUUGGUGAUGCCUUCAAGAUCGUGCCAUUUGUGUGUUGUGAUGGCUAUUGUGGAUUGCAUAAGAGGUUGUCGUUAGAGUGCAUCGCAGCAUUGUUACAAAAUGGUGUUUGGAAUUGCCACCAAUGUCUGUUGACUGUCGGUUGAUACACUGUAUACAACGAUAGCUGUGUCUUGCAGCAGGUGUCUGUGAAGCUGCAUCUGUGGAGAGAGACUGCAUGACUUGUUCUGUAAAACCGAGUGGUGGUACUCUUGCUCUUGGUUUUGUACUUUAUUGAAAAUUAAAACCUCAUGCAGUGGGUAGAAUUAAUUUGGAUAAGAUGAUUGCCCUUAAGGAGCCUUUAAAAACACCAGCCAUUUGCACUUCUUUAUAUUGCAGGUACUGUGCAUUUCAGUUUCCUUCAUUUUACUGUUGCAAAGGGGACACAGGACUAUUGCAAAUAGUUGUACAAAACAAAUUCUAGUCUCCCUUAUGCAGCCUCUUUUACAUAGACUCAUUUGGACAUACAGUUCAGUUGCUGUGGUCCAGGGUGGUAUUCGUUGGGAGCCUUAUAGCUGUGCAAGUUAAACAACCUCCAUGGUGACUGGCUUUUACCAACAUUCUUUCCUCGACAUCUCUAUGUUGCAAUCCCCAAGGAAACCAUUGUAUGCUUCACUUGCCAAUGAGACACUGUUGCUGGUUUAUUGCCAGUGUGCUAGUCACAUAAGUGAUUAGCUGCAGAGAUUUACGUAGGUUUGUGCAUUCCACUUUUGUAAUGCAGGUACAUUACAUUUUUGCUUGUAUUUUGUUACUGCGCAUUAAAAAAUGGUGAAUGUCUUUACCUGUACACAAGUGCAAUUGCUUGGACUACUGUAGUCACAAUGUACUUAAACUGUGAAAUAGACAAGGUUUUAUGCUGUACCAUCAACCUACACGAGCAAGCAAGCUGCUGUCAGCCUUGACCAACCUGUAUUGUUCAGGCCUUUUAUACUGUUUCUCUCACAUCUACAUAACCUAACAUCUGUGCAGGGCUAUAUGCCUAAACUGCCAGACUUUUGUAGUGGUCAUUGCUCUUAGAAUUUGAUUUUCGUCACGUCAUAUUUCAUUUCCUUGAUUGCUCAGUGCAAAGGUCUGUAAAAAUGAUGCUGCAUAGCAACUUCUAAUCGUUGAGAAACAAUUGUGCUUUGUUCAAGUCCAUAAGCUCCAGUUCUCAACAGAUGUGCCAUUGAAUGAGCAGAGUAUAAAGCAAACAUAGAGCUUAUGACACACAUUUCCUAUGAAGAAAGAUUUGCAGCAUGGUGCACAAAUUUCAUCACUUUACAGUAAAACAUGGUACACUUUCACAAACUGCAAAGCUUGUUUUUAUAAACCAUGCAUUGCCCUUCAUGUUUUGAAGUAUCCCAUAGCCAUAUUACAAGCUGUUUGUGUUCCUUUCACAGAAACAUAUUUUGUUCUGUUUUGGCUGCUAUUUUGAAUCUACUGUCCCACAGAUGCCAUAAAUUAUGACCAAGAUAGGGAUCCUUGUGAAAAAAUAAAGCUAACUGGCUAUGAAAAAAAAAAGUGGGUUUAAGACACUUGUGCUGAGCUUUUUUUUUUUCUGUGCAAGAGGUGCCAAGCAAGUAUUUCUCCAUAUAAGUCUUUGCUUAAUGUUACCAUAAGCUAAAAAAAACAUUCAAGUCAACAAAGUGAUUGAUGAGGCUCAAUUGACUAAGAAUGCCUGGUAUAUAAAAGACUACACAGUGGUUGGCUUCAGAUACAUUUUGACCACAAAAUUGGUAUGCAUUUAAUACCACUGUAUACCAAGGGUUUCAGCUGUCUGCGUGUACGCAACCCCUGUGUCUCAAGUGUUCUCUUAUUUUGGCCUUUGCAAAUUCCCUUGCUUUCUGCCAAGCAUGUCAAACUGUGGCCAGCAAGCAGCCAUGUUUAACAGCCCAGUGCCAGACUGAAAUUUAUGGCCCCUUUUGUGCACGUUAUAUUUCCAGGAGUGUGUAGCAACAAUUUGUUUUUUCUAUGUUAUGUUGAUAAUGGGAGUAUUCAGUUUUCAACAGCAAGCAACCCAUUUAGCUCAGUAAUUUCCUGCGCACCCACACACACACACAAUUACUACCUACCAAAAAAGAGCACUGCUCUAUAACUUAGUGGAUACAUUCCCAGCUGGUGAAUAUUUCCGCUAAUAUGACCUGCCUGGCACUGCCUCUUGCCACAGCGAAAGAUAUAGAAUGUCUCCAUGUUUGCUUUCAUCACCUGUAGAGGAAAGUUGAGUGCUGUGCAAGUUGGGCUUACUUCUAAAACUCAAGAGGUUUCUCCUUUUUUUCUUUACAACAGCUUUUGUCAAGUAUGUUACCAUAAGUGCAUCUUGUGCAUUCAAGUGUGUCAACGGCACCUUGCCCUGCCCUUGCAGUGUGCCCAUGUAUGAAGCCUUGUCAAGCAUCAUUUCAGGCCAAAUUUUAGCCGGUGAAAAACAUUCGCUUGCAAUUUUACAGGGGCUGUAAAUUUACAGUGAGCUUCCACACUAUGUAGACAACUUCGUACUUGUUUGAUGUUAUUCAGUGCACUACAUGAUUUGCCCAACCGCGUUUAUAUUGGUAUGCAGGAGUUGCUGCUCUUGCAAAGUGGAGAGUCUUCCCAUGUGUGUGAUGGACACUUUUCAUUUUUCACUUUUGUACACCGUUUGUAAAUAACCUCUAUUCAAUAAAACUUUUAAAGAAA
Rhipicephalus sanguineus (brown dog tick) is the source of this 5263-nucleotide messenger RNA. RefSeq names its product E3 ubiquitin-protein ligase RNF166. Gene Ontology annotation, biological process: ubiquitin-dependent protein catabolic process; protein polyubiquitination. NCBI's taxonomy places the organism in Eukaryota, Metazoa, Arthropoda, Arachnida, Ixodida, Ixodidae. The record is from RefSeq and is a predicted model, not a curated record. Gene Ontology annotation, molecular function: ubiquitin protein ligase activity. The transcript is spliced from 5 exons. The coding region runs from base 141 to 809 and encodes 222 amino acids.